AUGGGUGCUGGUAUGGUGGAUGUCGUGGGUGCUGGUAUGGCGGAUGUCGUGGGUGCUGGUAUGGUGAAUGUCGUGGGGGCUGGUAUGGUGGAUGUCGUGUGUGCUGGUAUGAUGAUUGUCGUGGGUGCUGGUAUGGCGGAUGUCGUGGGUGCUGGUAUGGUGGAUGUCGUGGGUGCUGGUAUGGUGGAUGUCGUGGGUGCUGGUAUGGUGAAUGUCGUGGGGGCUGGUAUGGUGGAUGUCGUGGGUGCUGGUAUGGUGAAUGUCGUGGGGGCUGGUAUGGUGGAUGUCGUGGGUGCUGGUCUUGUGGAUGUUGUGGGUGCUGGUAUGGUGGAUGUCGUGGAUGCAGGUAUGGUGGAUGUCGUGGGUGCUGGUCUUAGGAAUGUCGUGGAUGCUGGUAUGGUGGAUGUCGUGGGUGCUGGUAUGGUGGAUGUCGUGGGUGCUGGUAUGGUGGAUGUCGUGGAUGCUGGUAUGGUGGAUGUCGUGGGUGCUGGUAUGGCGGAUGUCGUGGGUGCUGGUAUGGUGAAUGUCGUGGGGGCUGGUAUGGUGGAUGUCGUGUGUGCUGGUAUGAUGAUUGUCGUGGGUGCUGGUAUGGCGGAUGUCGUGGGUGCUGGUAUGGUGGAUGUCGUGGGGGCUGGUAUGGUGGAUGUCGUGGGUGCUGGUAUGGUGAAUGUCGUGGGGGCUGGUAUGGUGGAUGUCGUGGGUGCUGGUCUUGUGGAUGUUGUGGGUGCUGGUAUGGUGGAUGUCGUGGAUGCAGGUAUGGUGGAUGUCGUGGGUGCUGGUCUUAGGAAUGUCGUGGAUGCUGGUAUGGUGGAUGUCGUGGGUGCUGGUAUGGUGGAUGUCGUGGGUGCUGGUAUGGUGGAUGUCGUGGAUGCUGGUAUGGUGGAUGUCGUGGGUGCUGGUAUGGUGGAUGUCGUGGAUGCUGGUAUGGUGGAUGUCGUGGGUGCUGGUAUGGUGGAUGUCGUGGGUGCUGGUAUGGUGAAUGUCGUGGGUGCUGGUCUUGUGGAUGUUGUGGGUGCGGGUAUGGUGGAUGUAGUGGGUGCGGGUAUGGUGGAUGUCGUGGAUGCUGGUAUGGCGGAUGUCGUGGGUGCGGGUAUGGUGGAUGUCGUGGGUGCUGGUAUGGUGGAUGUCGUGGGGGCUGGUAUGGUGGAUGUCGUGGGUGCUGGUAUGGUGGAUGUCGUGGGUGCUGGUAUGGCGGAUGUCGUGGGUGCUGGUCUUAGGAAUGUCGUGGGUGCUGGUAUGGCGGAUGUCGUGGGUGCUGGUAUGGUGGAUGUCGUGGGUGCUGGUAUGGUGGAUGUCGUGGAUGCUGGUAUGGUGGAUGUCGUGGGUGCGGGUAUGGUGGAUGUAGUGGGUGCGGGUAUGGUGGAUGUCGUGGAUGCUGGUAUGGCGGAUGUCGUGGGUGCGGGUAUGGUGGAUGUCGUGGGUGCUGGUAUGGUGGAUGUAGUGGGUGCGGGUAUGGUGGAUGUCGUGGAUGCUGGUAUGGCGGAUGUCGUGGGUGCGGGUAUGGUGGAUGUCGUGGGUGCUGGUCUGGUGGAUGUCGUGGGUGCUGGUAUGGUGGAUGUAGUGGGUGCGGGUAUGGUGGAUGUCGUGGGUGCUGGUAUGGUGGAUGUAGUGGGUGCGGGUAUGGUGGAUGUCGUGGAUGCUGGUAUGGCGGAUGUCGUGGGUGCGGGUAUGGUGGAUGUCGUGGGUGCUGGUAUGGUGGAUGUCGUGGAUGCUGGUAUGGUGGAUGUCGUGGGUGCUGGUAUGGUGAAUGUCGUGGGUGCUGGUCUUGUGGAUGUUGUGGGUGCGGGUAUGGUGGAUGUAGUGGGUGCGGGUAUGGUGGAUGUAGUGGGUGCGGGUAUGGUGGAUGUCGUGGAUGCUGGUAUGGCGGAUGUCGUGGGUGCGGGUAUGGUGGAUGUCGUGGGUGCUGGUAUGGUGGAUGUAGUGGGUGCGGGUAUGGUGGAUGUCGUGGAUGCUGGUAUGGCGGAUGUCGUGGGUGCGGGUAUGGUGGAUGUCGUGGGUGCUGGUCUGGUGGAUGUCGUGGGUGCUGGUAUGGUGGAUGUAGUGGGUGCGGGUAUGGUGGAUGUCGUGGGUGCUGGUAUGGUGGAUGUAGUGGGUGCGGGUAUGGUGGAUGUCGUGGAUGCUGGUAUGGCGGAUGUCGUGGGUGCGGGUAUGGUGGAUGUCGUGGGUGCUGGUAUGGUGGAUGUAGUGGGUGCGGGUAUGGUGGAUGUCGUGGAUGCUGGUAUGGCGGAUGUCGUGGGUGCGGGUAUGGUGGAUGUCGUGGAUGCUGGUAUGGCGGAUGUCGUGGGUGCUGGUAUGGUGGAUGUCGUGGGUGCUGGUAUGGCGGAUGUCGUGGGUGCUGGUAUGGCGGAUGUCGUGGGUGCGGGUAUGGUGGGUGUCGUGGAUGCUGGUAUGGCGGAUGUCGUGGGUGCUGGUAUGGUGGAUGUCGUGGGUGCUGGUAUGGCGGAUGUCGUGGGUGCUGGUAUGGUGGAUGUCGUGGAUGCUGGUAUGGCGGAUGUCGUGGGUGCUGGUAUGGUGGAUGUCGUGGGUGCUGGUAUGGCGGAUGUCGUUGGUGCUGGUAUGGUGGAUGUCGUGGGUGCUGGUAUGGCGGAUGUCGUGGGUGCUGGUAUGGUGGAUGUCGUGGAUGCUGGUAUGGCGGAUGUCGUGGGUGCGGGUAUGGUGGAUGUAGUGGGUGCGGGUAUGGUGGAUGUCGUGGAUGCUGGUAUGGCGGAUGUCGUGGGUGCGGGUAUGGUGGAUGUCGUGGAUGCUGGUAUGGCGGAUGUCGUGGGUGCUGGUAUGGCGGAUGUCGUGGAUGCUGGUAUGGUGGAUGUCGUGGAUGCUGGUAUGGCGGAUGUCGUUGGUGCUGGUAUGGUGGAUGUAGUGGGUGCUGGUAUGGUGGAUGUAGUGGGUGCUGGUAUGGUGGAUGUCGUGGAUGCUGGUAUGGCGGAUGUCGUUGGUGCUGGUAUGGUGGAUGUAGUGGGUGCUGGUAUGGUGGAUGUCGUGGAUGCUGGUAUGGUGGAUGUCGUGGAUGCUGGUCUUAGGAAUGUCGUGGGUGCUGGUAUGGUGGAUGUCGUGGAUGCUGGUCUGGUGGAUGCCGUGGGUGCUGGAUUUAUUCAGUGUACGUAUAGUGAGAUGUACGUGUCUACUGGCAAGUGA
Messenger RNA from Physella acuta, 3132 nucleotides. RefSeq lists its product as uncharacterized. Gene Ontology annotation, biological process: neuron projection development. NCBI's taxonomy places the organism in Eukaryota, Metazoa, Mollusca, Gastropoda, Physidae. Gene Ontology annotation, cellular component: plasma membrane. The record is from RefSeq and is a predicted model, not a curated record.